AUGAUAUACCUAUCAUUUCAAAUAUUUUCGUCGACAUCCCUCAAUCUAAGUCUUUUCACAUCUAUCUAUCUAUCUAUCUAUCUAUCUAUCUAUCUAUCUAUCUAUCUAUUUCUUUUUAGAUCAGUUCACUCCGAACCGAGGAGGAGUGUGAACUAUCUAAUUCUGUUAAUAUCUAUCUAUCUAUCUAUCUAUCUAUCUAUCUAUCUAUCUGCCACAGUCUGUUCAUAUCUAUCUAUCUAUCUAUCUAUCUAUCUAUCUAUCUAUCUAUCUAUCUAUCUAUGCCUGUUCAUAUGUAUCUAUGCCUUUUCAUAUCUAUCUAUCUAUCAUAAUUGCAUAUUAGGAUUUUUGUUUGUUUUUUCCGUAUAUUUUUCUUUCUAUCUAUCUAUCUAUCUAUCUAUCUAUCUAUCUAUCUAUCCCAAAAUAAAUCUAUCUAUCUAUCUAUCUAUCUAUCUAUCUAUCUAUCUAUCUAAUACAAUCUGUUCAUAUCUAUCUAAAUUUAUUAUCUAUCUAUCUAUCUAUCUAUCUAUCUAUCUAUCUAUCUAUCUGCCACAGUCUGUUCAUAUCUAUCUAUCUAUCUUAUUUAUUAUCUAUCUAAAUUUAUUAUCUAUCUAA
Messenger RNA from Acanthosepion pharaonis, 612 nucleotides. NCBI's taxonomy places the organism in Eukaryota, Metazoa, Mollusca, Cephalopoda, Sepiida, Sepiidae. The record is from the annotation of a GenBank genome assembly.